Hermetia illucens (black soldier fly) is the source of this 1120-nucleotide messenger RNA. Its product is annotated as probable chitinase 10. Lineage: Eukaryota; Metazoa; Arthropoda; Insecta; Diptera; Stratiomyidae. Gene Ontology annotation, molecular function: chitin binding. Gene Ontology annotation, cellular component: extracellular region. Bases 124 to 1092 code for a protein of 322 amino acids. The transcript is spliced from 2 exons. The record is from RefSeq and is a predicted model, not a curated record.
UAUAAAAAGGCGAAUAUGACGUGAAAUUGCAGCAUAUUCCGCAUUGUUAGUCCGACCUGUAUUCGUGCGUCGACCAAAUAUUACUAUUUUUGUGAGAAGUCCUACACCGGCAGAUACACCACAAUGAGAUUAGGAAUCGCCUUCAGAUUACUAAUUUCAACUUUAGGGAUUCUCCGAGAUUCCAAUACCAACACGGUGUAUGCAGCAGAUUGUGAAAAUGAGGAGCUAUUCGUCCCGUAUCCAGAUAGGAGUUCUGGGACUAAAUAUCGGGUAUGUUUCGAUAAAACUCAAAAUUUCGUGGACUUUGAUUGCCCACCAUUUCUUUAUUUUAAUGAAAGAACAAGAAGCUGUACGGUUUAUUUAGAUGGUCAUCCAAUAGGAGAGUGUACUUACCCCGGUGAAAAAUUUAAAGAUCCUGGAGAUAUUAAUUGCCAGCUUUUUUUUGUAUGUGAUAGCGCACUAGAGCUCGUCUUAAACUCUUGUGAUACCAAUGGAUACUUCAACCCGCUUUUUCAAAAAUGUGUUCCUAAAACUGAAUACGACUGCGAGAAUGAUAUACCCGAUUGUUUUCAACCAGAAUUCCAAAAUAGAAAGUGGCUUGACAAAGAACAUUGUGAAUACUACUAUGAAUGCGUGGGAGACAUAAUUGUGUCCCGAAAAUGUCCCAGCGGGAUGUUCUUAGACCCACACUCUCAAUCUUGCAUGCACAACACCAAUGGGAAUUGCCAAGUUCCUGAAACCAAGCCGAAUUUACUAGUGAAUAUUGAAACUAUGUGCAGAGGAAAAGUUGGAAAGUAUCUCCCGGAUCCCUACAAUUGUAAAGCUUCUUACUAUUGUUAUGACGAAUCAACCCCCUACUGGAUUCCUUGUGAAGGCGGCAGAUAUUUUGCGGAUGGAGUGUGUACUCUAGUAAAGCCUAGUACCUGCAUUUGCGAAGAUGAAAACUGGGCAACUAAUGGGAAAACUUCAGUGGCAGUUCCACAUCCUGAUAAGGCAAAAUUUUACGUGUGUCAAAAAGGAAGGCUACCUGAGGAGAAAUCGUGCCCAAAGGGCACAACCUUCGAUGCAAUAAUGAAAAUCUGUGUGUUUUAAAAAAUAAAUUUGAAACUUUUUAUCAUUA